AUCUUCCAUCUUCAACAACGACGACUCUUGGUGCCAGUCAAAAAUCCCAGAAGCCAUGUUCAAUAUUUCAGAGCUCCAAACACAGAAAAUGGGGCGAAAAUAAUAUCAAUAGCAAACAACCUCUCUCUCUACGCGAUUUCAAGGGCGUUUCAUAGACAUAGGCAUAUCGAGACACAGAAAUCAAAGUAGAGAUGGAUCCGGAGCAGACAUUCAUAAGGGUCCAGGAGAGGUUCUCUCAGAUGCUGACUCCGAGAGUGAGAGCUGCUUUGGAGUACAUAUAUCUCCUCAUUGCCAUCACCCUUUUCUGUAUUCUUGUUGUUAUGCAUGCUAAUUACGUUCAACAGCCUGGAUGUUCAAGUGAGCUCUCUGGAGUUGAAUCAACAGAAGCCCAACUUAUUCAAAUUAAGAUAACCAGUGCAGGCUUGUGGUCACAGAAUGAGUCUGAACCUAAUGUUGUAGAGAUUCCUGAUAGGAGAAUUGCAACUGAAAAUUUGGAAGCUGCAACUGUAGAUGGUGAUGGAUUUACAUUUUUGGCUACAAAGCUUUGGAUGAACUGGAUUGGUUGGGUUGAUAGGAGGGGCAAAUUGACAUUGAAGUUGUGGAAUCCAGAUGCCAAACUUCCUAAGCAUCCAGUGGAAAGCUCUACGAAUAGUGAAAGUUCUAAGUCAACUGUUGAUGAUGUAGCAAGUAAAGUUGAAAGGGGGGAGGCACAUCACGGUUUCCCCUUUUCAGUCAAGCAGACAGUUAAAGCAGCAAUUAGCCACUUUGGAAAAAAAUGGCACAGGCGUCUAUCUUUCAUUUGGAAACUUGCUGUUCAAAUUUUUGGAGGUUUUCAGAAGUUGUGGAAUAUUACAGGUAUACGUAUAAAUCUUGAUGUUCACAAAUGGUUGUGCAUGCUGCACUUGGACAGGCUUAACUCAUUUGCAGUGGAAUGGCUUGAGAAAAGGAGCAAAGGAUUUGAACCUACUUAUCUGUACACCAUGGAAAAGGGCUACUUCUUGCUGCCUGAAGGGGCCAGGUCUCGUCAUAACAUACGUACAAUUAAUAUUAGCAUAUCAGCUCGGCAUCCCUGCUUUGGAAACAGGUGGCAGCAGCUUCUCAUAAAUAGAUUUGUUGGAUAUGAUACCAUUUUGAUGAAUAGUUUACUGAAUUCUCCUGGUCAAGGUUAUCUCUAUAACUCUCAAACAAAGGAGUUCUACAAUCUUAGUUAUGCACAAGAACCCCCUGAGGGUCCUGCAAGAUUUGGAGACUAUCUUGUGACCAAGUGUGGUGUGCUUAUGAUGUCACUGUUUGUUUUCUUCACAACCACUAUGUCAGUGUCAUUUACCUUGAGGGAAACACAGACUCGUAUGCUGAAGUUCACAGUGCAGCUUCAGCACCAUGCUCGGCAUCGGCUUCCAACAUUUCAGUUGAUCUUUGUGCACGUAAUUGAAUCACUUGUAUUUGUACCGAUUAUGAUUGGUAUCCUGUUUUUCCUGUUUGAGUUUUAUGAUGAUCAGCUAUUGGCUUUCAUGGUCUUAAUCCUUGUCUGGCUGUGUGAACUAUUUACACUGAUCAGUGUCAGGACACCAAUAUCAAUGAAGUUCUUUCCUCGCUUCUUUUUGCUCUAUUUUCUGGUUUUUCACAUCUACUUCUUCUCCUAUGCAUACGGAUUUUCGUAUUUGGCUCUGUCUACAACUGCGGCAUUCAUGCAGCACCUCAUUCUAUACUUCUGGAACCGUUUUGAGGUACCAGCUCUCCAAAGGUUUAUACAACAUCGUAGGUCUCAGCUUCAGCAACACCCUGACUUCCACAUAACCUCAUCAACCAUACUUGCAUCUACCCUACACAUAACAAGGUUGAACACUAGGAGUCCAGGUCAAGUAAAUAUGGACUUGACCUCUGGUCCAGGGAUGAGAGCUGGAUCUGACCAAGCAAUUCCACGACCUGGAUCAGAAAGAGAAGAUAUUACCAAUGUUCAAGAACGCAUAGAAAACAUGAACCCGGACAGGAGUGGCAACACCGAGCAGAUCGCUGAACAAUCUGAGCUACAACAAACAGAAGCUGUCCCUAACCCUGGUAACAUGAGUUCAUUCAGUUCAUUGUUGUUAUGGAUCCUAGGAGGCGUUUCCUCCGAAGGCCGCAACUCUUUUCUUUCCAUGUUCAGAGAUAUGAGAGAUCAAGGACAAGUUUAUGCAGAGUCUCCCCAACAUGAAAACCGUGAGGCUCAGAACAUGCAAUAGCCGUUUUGGACCAAACAAUGGAAUGGGACGGUAUCACUAGUUAACUAGAUAUAGAAUCUUUGUAUAACUAAUGUUGAAUCACGCCAUAUAUAGCUCGGAUUGAUUAUGUAUAGAUAUCAUACAUGUGCAAUAUGUAAUAGGUCAAGCCUUGCCAUGUAUUCACCAGAAAAUUCAGAAGGAAAGAAAAUAUUAUCUUACCAGUGGAAGGAUAAUGUAUUAAGAAUGGUAAUAUUAUAACUUCUCUUUCAAGAGAGGAAAAAAAAAAGUUUAUUUUGAAG
Messenger RNA from Rubroshorea leprosula, 2500 nucleotides. NCBI's taxonomy places the organism in Eukaryota, Viridiplantae, Streptophyta, Magnoliopsida, Malvales, Dipterocarpaceae. The record is from the annotation of a GenBank genome assembly.